AACCUAUUUUCUAAUAUAUACUCCUUUUUUUUUCUCCAUUUUAUUCUUUGCAUGCCUCUUAAGAAAUAAAGAUUGAUAUGAGUAUUUGAUCAUAAUAUCUAUAUUAUUUGAGAUGUAUGUAUCCUCUUAGGUCUUGGAAAAUAAUUUCUGGAAUAACUAAUUAAAAAAUAAUUAUUUUUUUUGAUGUGUUAGAAAAAAAAGAGUUGAAAUAUAUUUUAAAAAUAUUGAAUAAGUAAAAGUGAACGAAGAAAAUAUAAAAUAAAUAUUGUAAAUAUUUUAUUACAAAAGAAUCAAACAUGAUCCUGAGAUGAAAUGAUAUCUUUGAUAUUAAAUUUAUUUUCAACUACCCCUUCAUAGAUAUCAUAUCUACCAUGCAUCAUAGCUCUAAUAAUUGUAUAUAUAGAUGUGUUAUAUCUCUUCAUUGUUGGAAUCAAAUUACUCAUAAGUGAAAAAUGGAAAAUAUGAAGAUGUUCAUAAUGUUUGUGGUGGCUGGAAUUUUGUUUUGCAGCCACCAACAAGCGGUCGUGGCAAGAGAAGUUGAGGCUGCGGCUAAUAGGAACGAGUUACAAAUAUUCCCAUGGGAUAUCCCAUGUUAUUUGCCGUGGCCAUUCCCCUGGCCAAGGCCAUAUCCAUGCCCUCCUCCACGGCCACGACCAUGUCCACCACCUCCACGACCACGCUCUCCCCCACCUCCACCACCGUCCCCAUCCCCGCCUCCUCCUGCCCCGACAACGAGCUGCUCGGCUAGUGACAAAGAAAAGGUGAAGACGUGCAUGUUCAACACAACUUCAAUUGAUGCAUGUUGUCCGACAUUCAAGAGCAUACUUGGCACUAGUUGCCCUUGCUAUAAGUAUGCUGAGGAUUUGGACAAUCAAGUCUUGAUCACUCUUGAAGCUUAUUGUGAUGUCGAUAGCCCUUGCAAGAUGAGCCCACCUCCUCCAAGCUGCUCAGCUAGUGACAAAGAAAAGGUGAAGACGUGCAUGUUCAAUACAACUUCGAUUGAUGCAUGUUGUCCAACAUUUCAGAGCAUACUUGGCACUAGUUGUCCUUGCUAUAAGUAUGCUGAGGAUUUAGACAAUCAAGUCUUGACCACUCUCGAAUCUUAUUGUGACAUUAAUAGCCCUUGCAAGGGUGUGCAAGUGAUUAAGCUAUCCAAGGAUGAUGAGUGAGGAUGAAGUGUUUAAUGCUUAUUUCCACAUCUUAUAUUAGAUUAUUUUAUGAUAAUUUCCACAUCUUGUAUUAGUUUUUCCUUGUAGCAAGACUUUUUUAAUUUCUAGGGGGACAUUUGCAAUGUUGUGUUUCAGCAAUUUUAGUAUUAAUAAAAGUAUACAUCGUGCUCCAA
Molecule: messenger RNA, 1342 nt
Organism: Capsicum annuum
Lineage: Eukaryota; Viridiplantae; Streptophyta; Magnoliopsida; Solanales; Solanaceae
Product: anther-specific proline-rich protein APG
Exons: 3
Coding region: 453-1169 (238 amino acids)
Source: RefSeq, a predicted model, not a curated record